AUGCGGGCGUGGGUGGCCGACCACGAUAUCGACGAUCCAGAGAACACUCAGAUUACUUACAACUUCGUCAACGCUUCCAACACCAUUGCCGGCAUCAUCCAGACGGAGUCGCCUUACUAUCAGGCUACCGAGGCCACGCAGUCUCCCGGUUCCUUCAACACCUCCAGCCCGUAUACCGGCGACCCCGUAUUCCCCGACAGCAGCUGCAAGGGCACUGAUCUACUGUGCAACAUCGGCUGGGCGGCGAUGAUGCAGAGCACCACCAACGUCACCAUCGCAGGCGCCGGUCUGUAUUCCUGGUUUGACAACUACAACGAGGCUUGUGUCGACACCCAAAACUUCCAAGAGCGAAUGGUCUAUGAUGACGGGAACAGCGGCGGCUUCUUUCUCUGGAAUCUCGUCACUAUCGGCUCCGUAGAGAUGAUCAGCGGACCCGACACUGCCAUCACGGCGAAGCCCAACACACAGACUUCCGGACAUCCAUUUUGGAGCGCGCUGGCUGGAUACCUAGACGGGGCGAAUCCCGUGCUGCUCAGUUGUACCGAUGACGAUACGAGCGCUGCAUGCAUGACGUCGUCCGAGUGCGAUUUGACCAAGAGCUACGCCACCAUGGCAGACCUGAACACCGCAUCGGCAUCGUUCCCGAACCAGUGCAUGAACUACUACGCCAUUGACACGCUCGGAAGAGUCCUAAACGACACAAUGGCCGACUAUAGCCACGUCAACAACGGCUACGACGAGGUGUUUGGCCACUACCAAUCCUACACGAAGGAGAUGAUCCCCUCCAUGAUCCAAGAUUACAUGGCACCGUCCACAUCAAGCAACGUCCAAGGCGGGCCGGGUAGUCAAUUCUUCGACUGCACCGUCGUCGGCUACGACUACAAGAAUGUGAAUGAACCCCAAGCCGCCAGCAACAUUAACGUGCCGAACCCCAAGGACACGAUUUCCAAGUCACUGCCGGCCCUUAACACGCUGCAGAACACUAUUCUCGCACGGCAGCUGGACCUCUACUACGGGAUCUGGAACGGCUCUUUGGUGGAUCUCAUCUAG
Messenger RNA from Lasiosphaeria miniovina, 1050 nucleotides. RefSeq lists its product as uncharacterized. The coding region runs from base 1 to 1050 and encodes 349 amino acids. The transcript has 2 exons. The record is from RefSeq and is a predicted model, not a curated record. Lineage: Eukaryota; Fungi; Ascomycota; Sordariomycetes; Sordariales; Lasiosphaeriaceae.